Drosophila grimshawi is the source of this 1664-nucleotide messenger RNA. RefSeq lists its product as uncharacterized. Lineage: Eukaryota; Metazoa; Arthropoda; Insecta; Diptera; Drosophilidae. The record is from RefSeq and is a predicted model, not a curated record. Bases 276 to 1595 code for a protein of 439 amino acids. The transcript is spliced from 3 exons.
UAUCUUUUAAACAGAACGUAUCUAGAACACAGAAAGGUGUCCUGUCUACUAGAGAUUUGACGGGGUUGUGGAGAACAUGGUGCUUGCACUGAGUUUGGCUAUGAGAGGGAUGAGGAACUCAAUCGAUGCCACGUUAAAUGCAAUCCACCGCGUGGAUCCCAUGAGGUGUGCACCGAACCCGGAAUAUGUAUCCGCUAUAAGGGCUACGAACCGGAUGAGGACACCAAUACAACCAAGGCUUCGUUGCUGUUAAAUGACACUUGUUCAAUGUGUUCAUGACGAUCACAUGGUCAGCUUUAGCCUUAGCCCUCGCCACCAGCUGCUUAUGGACAAGUCUGUUUGCUCAAAAGGUCUGCCAAGAAAUAGAACCCAUCAAAAUGGGCGACUUGGAUGAGAAGGAUUGGAUUGUACGUCAGGUGUGCUGUGCGGGCUACGAGGGCAUGCCCGGGAAUUGUAAGCCCCGCUGCACGCCCAGCUGUGUGAACGCCCAGUGUACCGCCCCACAGGAGUGCACCUGCAACGAGGGCUACGCGACGGUUGGUGGCAGGGACAACAGCACUGUCGGCUGCCAGCCCAAAUGCCACGACUGUCGCUAUGGCGACUGCAUUGCGCCCAACACCUGUCGCUGCUGGCCGGCAUUCAUGGGGCGAUCCCUCGGCCAGGGUUGCCAGCCCAUGGUAGAAUUUCUGAUGCCAGCCGAGCGUUGCCUGAUGAAUGCCUGCAACUGUUGGCAGGAGUACUCCAGCUGGACCCCCUUGUUGCAAGCGGCGACCAAAUGCGUAAGCAUUUGCCAGACGGGUGACAGGACACAGUCCUGCUUGAAUAUCGAGCAGUGUGUCUGCAGUCGACUCACUCGAUAUCUUGUCUGUGAGGGCGAGAAACUCGGAAUGCCACAGCAAUAUGCCUGCCAAGUUGAAACUGUCACAGAUCAAAAAUAUCGCUUUGAUCGGAUAAACGGAAAACCUUAUUCAGAAUGGACAGCCCAGACAGAUGGUCAGUUGGAUCAUUCAAAGCUAGUCAAGAACGGGAGGAAUGCUCAGACAGAUCCCACAGUCACGAAAUACAUCACAGAUUGGCGCCAUAAUACAGAUGGAUCUGAGUGGGUGUUCAUGAGGGACACGGUGAAGCCAAAGAAGCAUGAAGAUCAUCAGAAAAGGUUAGAUCCAAAAGAUCAGGGAAUGUUGCCGAAUCGAAAAACUCGUACAAGUAUUACAGAUCUGAUAAAUGCUUGGAAAGCAAAGCCCGACAGAGAUUACUCGGAUCUCAUUUAUAACACAGAUAAGAAAUAUAACUUGGAUCACAUUGAUAACUCGGAUCACAAAGAUAACUCGGAUCACAUUGUAAACGCCGAACACAAAGAUGGGUCACAACACACAGAUAAUUCAGAUCGUUCAAUUCAUAUUCAACUCCAGGCUAAUCAAAUACCAACGGAAUCGCAUUCUAAUCAAAGGAUUUUGGAAAAGAUAAAGGUGAAGAAAAUGUUAAAAAAGCCACAAGCCUUCAAAAAACUAGGCACGAUCAUUUUGUGUGGCAUUAUUGUUUUGAUUAUUAUUGUUGUAAGUGGCGUUGUUUUGUGCUUUGCUUUCUACGGGUGAUAAUAUCGAAAAGGAUUAUUGUAUCUUAUUUUUGAAAAAUAGUAGUUAUAUGGAAUAGAAUUUAUUAUA